UUUCCAAAUGAGGAAACGAACUGUGCGGAGCCAAGUUGGGACUUUUUGCGCGCUCUCACAUUUGUUGAGUGACUUGCGCCCUCGGUUAAAAAAAGAGCCGCUUCCCAAAUACCAGCGAAGUGGUGCGUUCUUGGAAAGUUGUGCUGACUCCGUGGAGUCAUCUCUGUCUGGUGCCGGACUCCUCUCAGGAAUGCAGCGGGACGCGUGAGGAGCCCCACGCAGGACGACGCACGGCUCGCGCGCGCGCUAUCGAGUCAAUUACUCCGAUCGUUCUUUUGCAGUGAGUUCAUGAAGCGCGUGUCCAAGAAGCGGCUCUAAAAGUAAUGACAGCGCCCUUAAAGGACUGACCGAAAGCUUCAGUGCGACUCCGCCAGCGUCAUGGGCUGCAGCAAAGUGCUGUGGGGGGCGGCGGGGGCGGCUGUCGUCAUCAUGUUAAUAACCAUCCCAGCGGUUUAUUUCAGCAAGCCCGGUGUCGACACGCGGCCGUUCACCUUUGACGACUACUUCAAUGACACCAUCCGAUGGAAGGCCUACAAUUUGCACUGGAUUUCAGAUAAGGAGUAUCUGCAUAAAACUAAAGAUGGGGACGUCUUUCUGCACAAUGCUGAAACCAAAGAGGAGUCGCUGUAUCUGAGCAACUCAACCUUUGCCCAAGUGGACGCCACUGAUUAUUGGCUGUCAGGUGAUUAUAAAUUCAUCGCUUUUGAAAGCAAUUACACAAAGAAAUGGAGACAUUCAUUCACAGCGUCAUACUCCAUCUACGAUAGGGAGCGUUCAACAUUUCUCACACCUGUGACUCUUCCAGCUGUUGUACAGUACUUUGCCUGGGCCCCGACCGGAAACAAAUAUGCCUACGUCUCAGACUUCAACCUCUUCCUAAAAGCCAACGUCAGCGCCGACGCCGUGCAGGUGACGCACGACGGCAAAAAGAACGAGAUCCUCAACGGCGUCCCCGACUGGGUGUACGAGGAGGAGGUGUUCGCGUCCAACGGGGCGCUGUGGUGGUCCAAGACGGGCCGGUUCCUGGCGUACGCCCAGUUUAACGACACGGACGUCCGCAAGGUGGAGUUCACCUGGUUCGGAGCUGGGCAGUACCCCGAGACGGUGGCCGUGCCGUACCCCAAGGUUUGCCAACGUCAUUCAAUGAUUAUUGAUGUACUGUAUGACCAGUCAUCAGUACCGCAUGUGCCGCAGGCCGGAUCGACCCUCACCAAGGUCCAGCUGUUCGUGGUCGACACCACGGAUCCGUCCCAGCGCACACAGGUGCUUCCCCCUGCGUCUGUGGCCUCUGGCGAUCACAUUCUGUGCUCGGUGACCUGGGCCACGGACCAGCGCGUCGCCGUGCAGUGGCUCGCGAGGGCGCAGAACUACGUGAUCGUCCAGGUCUACGACUUCGACGGAAGCCGCUGGAGGGAGAAGCAGAGCUUUGAACAACGCAGCAGGACGGGCUGGGUGGGACACUACGUGCCUCUGCCGCUCUUCUUUGCUGAGGAUACUCUCAGUUUCUACAAAGUCAUGAGUGACACCCAGGGCUACAAACACAUCCAUCACGUCAAAGACGGCAAAGCGACGCCUGUCACGUCGGGGAGGUGGGAGGUCACCUACAUAGUCAAACUAACCCCAGACGCCAUAUAUUUUUCGAGCAACGAGUACGAGGGAGUGCCUGUGAGAAGAAAUCUAUACAAGGUAAUGAUCGGAAGCAGCCCCUCGGCCCCUCGCUGCCUCACCUGUGACCUGCACCACGACAGGUGUCAGUACAACUAUGCCUACUUCAGCUACUCUGCCUCCUACUUCCUGUUGAAAUGCUACGGACCUGGAUUGCCGCUCUUCUCACUCAUAGACAACAGGAGCCCGAGUGCAGAGCUCGCAGUCCUGGAGGACAACAGGGCACUGGAAGAUAUUCUGUCACAGUUCCAGAUGCCCAAAAUGCAGCGCGGAACACUGAGAGUUGCAGGAUUUGAUCUUUGGUAUCAAAUGAUGUUACCGCCAAACUUCAAGAAGUCUAAAAAGUACCCGCUUCUCAUUGACGUGUACGGCGGCCCCUGCAGUCAGAGGGUGGACUAUCGCUUCAAGCUGAACUGGGCCACGUACCUCUCCAGCUCACACGGGAUUAUCGUCGCCAGCUUCGAUGGGAGGGGAAGCGGUUACCAAGGCGACCAGAUACUGCACUCCGUCUACAGGCGCCUUGGAACUUUUGAAGUGGAAGACCAGAUAACGGCCGUGAGAAAAUUUAUUGACAUGGGUUUUAUUGACAAGGACAGAAUAGCAAUAUGGGGUUGGUCAUAUGGUGGGUACGUGUCCUCAAUGGCCUUGAGUGCAGGCACUGGUCUCUUCAAGUGUGGAAUAGCAGUAGCCCCAGUAGCAAAGUGGGAAUAUUAUGAUGCAGUGUACACCGAGCGCUACAUGGGCCGGCCCUCGGAGAACGCAGACUCCUACAAAAACUCCUCGGUGACGGCCAGAGCGAAGAACUUCGCGGGCGUGAAGUACCUCCUGGUCCACGGCACCGCGGACGACAAUGUCCAUUUCCAGCAGGCAGCACAGAUCUCCAAAGCGCUGGUGGACGAGAAAGUGGACUUCGAGGCCAUGUGGUACACGGACAGGGACCACGCUCUGGCUGGAUCGGCCACACGCCACCUGUACACGCUCAUGAGCCACUUUCUGCAGAAAUGCCUUGUUAGCGCCAAAGAGACGUGAAUAACGUGGCAGCAUUCGUACUGAGCAUCACCACUUGUGUGUUAUAAUCCGAAACCUAUUCUGAAGCCAUUAGACAAAUUUUCAGUGUAUAAUGAAUUACCUGUUCAAAUCAGGAUUUUAUGUGAAGAAAUGUGACAUUUAUUGUGAUUAUUGCUAAAAGCCACUGCAUGCAGCGAUGACUGAAAACAUCUUGUGUACUGUAAAUAUAAUAAUGCAUUAAAAUCUAAACUGAUGAUUUCACGUGUUGCAGUUCUGCCCUGAUGACAAUCAAAUAAACCGUGUAAAAAAGUAA
Molecule: messenger RNA, 2986 nt
Organism: Betta splendens (Siamese fighting fish)
Lineage: Eukaryota; Metazoa; Chordata; Actinopteri; Anabantiformes; Osphronemidae
Gene: fap
Product: fibroblast activation protein, alpha
Exons: 25
Coding region: 379-2694 (771 amino acids)
Biological process (GO): proteolysis
Molecular function (GO): dipeptidyl-peptidase activity; serine-type endopeptidase activity
Source: RefSeq, a predicted model, not a curated record